CUGCAACCGGAAGUGUACCACACGUGCAAACAGUGGAGAGAGUCACGCUGUGCGGCUGUGAGAUGAUAACAUGAGUUAACAUCUUAAAGUCUGAUAUCACAUAAACUUCGUUUUUUAAUAAAGUGUGAGCGUAGAAGAAGAGUGAAAAUGGAGAGGAAAGAACAGAAGCGGCACCAGCAGAAGCACAGUGGCCCCAAAGCACAGAAGAAGAACAGAAAGAAGGAGCAGGGCACCGUACAAGAGCCAGAUGAGCGCAAGAGGAACCCACGAGCGUUUGCUUUCAAGUCAGCUGUGCGCAUGGCAAGGACCUUCCAUAGAGCUCAAGACAUUAAAACUAAGAAACAUCACAUUCCUCUGGUAGACCGAACCCCUCUGGAGCAUCCACCUGUUGUUGUGGUUGUUAUGGGACCUCCAAAAGUGGGCAAAAGUACCCUCAUUCGCUGCCUGGUCAAAAACUACACACGGCAGAAGCUUUCUGACAUCUGUGGACCUGUGACUAUAGUAUCUGGAAAGAAACGCCGCAUUACCUUCAUUGAGUGCAACAAUGACAUCAACACCAUGAUUGAUUUGGCAAAGGUUGCUGACUUGGUUCUGAUGCUGAUAGAUGCAAGUUUUGGCUUUGAAAUGGAGACUUUUGAGUUCCUAAACAUUUGCCAAGUUCAUGGCUUUCCUCGCAUCAUGGGGGUCCUCACACAUCUGGACUCUUUCAAGAACAAUAAGGUGUUGCGAAAAACAAAGAAACGCCUCAAACAUCGGUUCUGGACUGAGGUUUACCAGGGGGCUAAACUGUUUUACCUGUCUGGAAUGGUUUAUGGAGAGUACCAGACACAGGAAGUGAAAAACCUUGGGCGGUUCAUCUCAGUGAUGAAGUUUAGGCCUCUUGUCUGGCAGACUUCUCACCCCUAUGUGGUGGCUGACCGUAUGGAGGAUCUUUCUGAUCCUGAGGCUAUUAGGUUAAAUCCCAAAUGUGACAGAACAGUCUCUCUGUAUGGCUACUUGCGUGGGACGUUUUUGAAGAAUAAAUGCCAGGUCCAUAUUCCUGGCGUAGGGGACUUCUCUGUGUCGGAUGUUAGCUUCCUCCCAGACCCCUGCCCUCUACCAGAGAAGCUUAAGAAGAGAGCACUGAAUGAAAAGGAACGGUUACUGUAUGCCCCAAUGGCUGGCAUAGGGGGAGUGGUGUAUGAUAAAGAUGCUGUCUACAUCGAUAUGCCUGGUGGCCUUGCCAACCAGCAGCAGGAUGAGGUUCGGCCCACCACUGAACUUGUUCAGUCUCUUAUUGGAACUCAAGCCACUUUGGAUGCAAAAAUGGCGGCCAGCAAAGUGUCACUGUUCACAGGCACGGCUGCACUUACACCAGAGGAUGUGCUGGAAAAUGGUGGGAAGCAGAACCCUGAAGAAAGUCGUGUAUGGGACGAGAAAGCUCAAAGAGAGAGGAGGAAAGCUGUCUUUGCUGAUGAAGAGGAAGAUGAUGAUGAAAGUGAUGAGGAGGAGGAGGAAAGUGAUGAAGAGGAGGAGGAGGAGGAGGAAGAAGAGAGUGAGGAGGAGGAGGGAGAUGCAGAGAAUGAAGAGGGAGAAGCAAAGCAGAAGAAAGCAAUGAAGGAGGCAGCACCUCCUGUGAAGAAACAGAUGUUUGAGGAGAAGGAGCCCAUGAUGGAGAUGCCAGCAUUUGCUGAUAGUGAAGAUGAACUGGAAAAGAGUAAAGAUGAUGACAGUGAAGAAGAAGAAGAGGAGGAUGAGGAGAUGGAAGGAGAUUCUGCAAAAAGAGGCUCGGGUCCAGACUCUGGUCACUGCUCAGAGGAAGAUGAUGAUGACGAGGAUGAUGUGGAAGAUUCAGAUAUGGAGGAUGAAGGAAAUUAUGUUGUAAAAUCAGAGAUGUCAUCGAAGCAUCCAGAAGAAGAGGAGAUGGACAUGGAGGAUGCAGAGAUGGGUUCUGAAACUGCAGGAGCACUACGGUGGAAGGAAGGGUUGGCCCAGAAAGCGACAGAGGCGUAUUUAAGACAACAGCGUGCAGCCCCUAACUUGCGCAAGUUAGUUUACGGCACAGUGGUGGAGGAGGAAGAGGAUUCUAAGAAUGAGGAGGAAGAACUAGGUGGUUUAUUUAGAGUCAGUCGACCAGAAAAGAGUAAGAAAGUACGAGCGGAUGCGAUGGACUGCUCUCGCUUUCAGCCAGACAGCAGCCAUGACUGGGACCAGGAUGAGAUGCUAGCCUCAAUCAGGGACUGUUUUGUGACUGGAAAAUGGGAGGAGGACAAAGAUGCUGCAACACUGCUGAAGGAAGAUGGUGAACUCUAUGGAGAUUUUGAAGAUUUGGAAACGGGGGAAGUUCACAAAGCGAAGACUGGAAAUAAAGACCAAACUGAGGAAGGGAAUCUUGAUGAAAUGGAUGAUGAUGAUGAUGAAGAAGAGGAGGAGGCUCCACUAGUGAAAGUGGAUGAUUUUGAAGCUCAAAAGAACAAGCGGCUGGAAAAGAAGAGGCGGCUGAAGGAGAGGUUCGAUGCAGAAUAUGAUGAUGAAGAUGCAACAUACUUUGAUGACCUAAAGGAGGAGAUGCAGAAACAGGCUGAGCUAAAUAGGCAAGAGUUUGAAGACAUGGAUGAUGAAGUUCGGGUUCAGUACGAGGGCUUUAGGCCAGGCAUGUACGUGCGUGUGGAAAUCCCUGCUUUACCUUGCGAGUUUGUCACUAACUUUGACCCCCACUAUCCCAUCAUUCUUGGCGGUUUGGGAGCGAGUGAGGGCAAUGUAGGCUACUUGCAGAUGCGUUUGAAGAAACACCGUUGGCACAAUCGUAUCCUGAAAACUCGUGACCCUCUCAUUCUAUCUUUGGGCUGGAGGCGUUUUCAAAGCAUCCCCCUCUACUACAUCGAGGACCAUAAUGGACGUCAGCGCCUGCUUAAGUACACACCAGAACACAUGCACUGCGGUGCCACCAUCUGGGGACCAAUAACACCCCAGGGUACAGGCUUCUUGGCUGUACAGACUGUCUCAGGUGUGCAGGCCAAUUUUCGCAUCGCAGCCACAGGAGUGAUUCUGGACCUGGAUAAAUCAGUUUCUAUUGUGAAGAAGCUCAAACUAAUUGGAUACCCUUAUAAAAUCUUUAAGAACACCUGCUUUAUCCAGGGAAUGUUUAACACCGUUCUGGAGGUAGCGAAGUUUGAGGGUGCAUCCAUCCGCUCAGUCAGUGGUGUUAAAGGGCAGAUAAAGAAAGCCUUACGCACACCGCCAGGCGCCUACAGAGCCACGUUUGAGGACAGACUGCUGAUGAGUGAUAUUGUGUUCCUGCGUUCCUGGUAUCCCGUCUCGGUUCCUCAGCUCUAUAAUCCAGUGACGUCUCUGCUAAUGCCGGUUGGACAGAAGGACACAUGGGCUGGAAUGAGGACACUUGGACAGCUUAAACAUGACCUGGGUAUCCGCAACAAACCCAACCAGGACUCUUUGUACAAGCCGGUUAUGAGACAAGUUCGACACUUCAACCCCCUCCACAUUCCCAAGGAGCUGCAGAAGGCCCUACCCUUCAAGAGUAAACCCAAAAAGCAACAGCCCAAGAGCAAAACCCCACGGGACCUGAAGAGACCGGCUGUCAUAAGAGAGCCCCAUGAGAAAAAGGUGGCAGCAUUGCUCAGUGCUCUAAGCUCAGUCUACGCAUACAAGAACAAGAAGGCUCAUGCAGAACAGCGUGCCAAACACAAAGAAUUCAUGAAGCAGAAAGAGAAACAGGAAGCAGAAAAGCAGAAGAGGCUGAAGGAAGAGAGAAAGAAGAUCUACCGUGCUAUGGGACAGAAAGAAAAGAAGAAACUUAAAUCCAGUCUGAAAGGAGCAUCCAAGGGUGAUUGAUCCCACCUCAUCUCCUUCCUGAUUCUGAGAGACUACGGCUCCAGGCUCACUGGAUCGGAGUCUGUUACACUCUUAGUUAAAAUGCCUGAAAUACACCACAUACUCUGUUCCCACACCAGCUGCUUGUUCUACUCUGCCUCAAGAGCCUGACUGCAUGAGUCCUAAAAAGAUACAAUAUCCCCUUAAACAAGAACAGUAGAGCUCCCUGUUUAUCUCUUGAUGAGCCUGAAAGCAUUUUCUAUAGAAGAAAUGUUAAUACAGCCAUUUCUUAUUGAAUUUUACUAGGCACAUGAAAUGGCUUGUAUUUGUUUUAUCAUGCUUGUUUUCAAUAAAAAUCAACAUGUGCCUGGAAAAAAG
Myxocyprinus asiaticus (Chinese sucker) is the source of this 4188-nucleotide messenger RNA. It is a transcript of the gene bms1, whose product is annotated as BMS1 ribosome biogenesis factor. Gene Ontology annotation, molecular function: GTP binding; GTPase activity; U3 snoRNA binding. Bases 148 to 3831 code for a protein of 1227 amino acids. The transcript is spliced from 23 exons. Gene Ontology annotation, cellular component: 90S preribosome; nucleus. Lineage: Eukaryota; Metazoa; Chordata; Actinopteri; Cypriniformes; Catostomidae. The record is from RefSeq and is a predicted model, not a curated record. Gene Ontology annotation, biological process: endonucleolytic cleavage of tricistronic rRNA transcript (SSU-rRNA, 5.8S rRNA, LSU-rRNA); ribosome biogenesis; maturation of SSU-rRNA from tricistronic rRNA transcript (SSU-rRNA, 5.8S rRNA, LSU-rRNA).